AGGAGGGAGGGGUUGUGUUCUUAAAGUGGGGAUGUAUUAGCUUAUCCAUAAUUUAAUAAUAUAAACUUGCAAUACAAUAUAUACGCAAUUCUGUUGCACUUGCAAAUGUAUGAAAAGACUAUUUAUUAUAAACAAUCAACUAUUGAAAAACAUGAAAAGUCAUAAAAAUCGACGUAUAUCAUUUCAAUACCAUACAAUUACCCAAAUUUGUAUGAAAAAACAUUUAAAAAGCAAAAAAAAUAAUUUGGCCGCCUGUUUGUAUGGAGAUGGCCCAUAGUGAGCUGGCCGCGCAAAAAGGGUCAGUUUUGGGCGCUAAUAACUUCGCGGGAAAAAUCCAAAAAAUAUGGUGUCUUCGGGAAAGUUGUUCUAAAUAUAAUGAAGGUUCUACAUUUGAGAAAUGGUAAGAAUCGGAUAAUUAUGGCGCCUUCCACAGGUAAAAAGGUAAAACAGUUGCUUUUCUCCAUACAUUUUGACGAUUUUUCCCAUACAAACUUUAAGCGAUUGGAGGGAGGGGUUCCCGUGGUCAGAAUGAGCUCAAAUUUGGAAUUUAGCCUAGUGAUGGGUCAAUCUUUGAUUUCAGGGGGUAGCCCCAAAAAAGUCCGGAUUUGGACCACCCUAGUAUGUAUUUGAACCCCGUCUUGGCAGGACUUGGCCAUGACCACAGUAUAUUUCAACUGAGACGGUUCGGUUAGUAACCACCAUAUAUCUCAAGAACCUUUGAAGUGAGAUGCCUUUCUCUGGCUAACGAUUUCUUCUGAAAUUGUACAGCCAUGGAUCGGUAAUGCAGAUGACUAGGGCCAGGCAAUCCACGACUCCCUCGUCCAGUUCAUGAGUAUAUGAGAUGGCCCUGGGCUGUUUUGAGACGGUGUUAGUAGUUAUAUAAUGGUUUGAUAUAUUAUACCUUGUGGCAUUAUUUCGCCACUACGGACCAAUUCAGUUCUAGAGCAAUAACUCCAUGAUGGCCGACUGGUUAGCGUCUAAUACUAACAAUCCAAAGGUGUGAGUUUGAAUCCCAUCUGAUUCUUAAAGGUUUUUUUCAUGUUCAAAGUUCAAUUCCUGUUUCCAAAUUUCAAGGGAACCGACCGGGAUUUGAUCCCUGAACCUUCUGCUUUCGAGGCAGAAGCCGCAACCAUUAAGCCACGGAGCCGGUUGGGACAUACACAGUUUUUGUAGUAUGGAAGAUUUACGAGCAGAUAUCUUUCAAUAAUUCUUAGUUCAUGUUAUGAGAGUGUCCUGUAAUCAUAACUCAACUUCCGUGUAUGCCCAUUAGGGUGCCCAGAAUAUGGGACUUUUUUUUCAAAACCUCGCUCCACCAGCUGAAUAUUGUUCCUUGACCAAUUUUAGGACUCUGGGCCAAAUAUGAGCAAAAUCAGUCAUCAUUUACUCAUCAGAUACUAGGAGGUGAAGUUUGUAUGGGAAAAAUCGAAAAAAUGUAUGGAAAACCCAAGUUUCAUACGGUUUGGUUUGCACGGUGCGCUACUUCUAUCCAAAUAUUCCCAAAAGUGAGAUUCUCAUUGAAAAUUUAAUGCUCUACAACUUUGUAGAACAUAUCAAAGCUGUUAAACUCGAUCCUGAAAAGUUAUUAGCGAUUUAAAAAAGUCAUUUUUGUAUGAAAAACUUUUUUUUCAUCAACCAAUUUCGCUCAAAAUUUACACAGAUGCCCUUUUCCGCUUGUGGAGCAGUGGGUCAUUUUUUUUCUGGGCAAAAUCAGUCAUCAUUUACUCAUUGAUACUCGGAGGUGAAGUUUGUAUGGGAAAAAUCGAAAAAAUGUAUGGAAAACCCAAGUUUCAUACGGUUUGGUUUGCACGGUGCGCUACUUCCAUCCAAAUAUUCCCCGAGGGGGACGUCACUCCGCGAUAACACACUAAAACGCACAAAAACUAGCUCGAAAAGCAUCAACGCUACUCAUCGUGCCGAGUUUUCACAUAACGUCACCUUAAAGCAAGUUAUCGCAAGUUAACGCGCGUUAAAGCGAAUUAAAGCGGUCAGCGUCUGCUCGACUUUUGAACCAAACGAAUCGAUCUUGCAACCUUGCUGGCUUAAGUCGAGUAGUUUUUAAUCGGGUUUGGCAACUCGGUAUUUGUUUUGGUUUUUUUCCUGCAGUUUCGGGAAAAAUAAAUAAAGCAAUCAGUGUGUUUUAUUUUUGCCCACUCGGUGGUGAAAUCGCUGCUGGUUUGUGGCGCUCGGAGCAGGUGAAAUCGCCCCGUGUUGUGGCGCCGACGGUGAACGUGAUAAUCUACAAUCCGUAGUACACCGUUUACACCGAUGGCGGGACCGGCGAAUCCGACGGAGCAGAUGCGGGGGCCGAAAAAUAUGGUGACAACUAGGCUGACAAAGUUUGUGGUGGCCGAGUGGAGGUGGACGGGUGGACGAAUCGGACGGGAAGACGGAAGAUUUCUGACUGCAACUCAAAGAGGAGAAGGAUUUGUGUGAUAAAAUGCGCACCACAUCCUGAUGGACAUUGAUAUUUUGGUGCGACUUUACUGAAGAGAUGGAGCAGGCUUGGAAUAAGCUUCAUCAUCCGCCCUUUACGAUAACGAGCGAUCGCGGAAAUUCUCGAAAACCUCGGUGAAUUAAACAGCGAAGUUAACAAUUUCGAAGCUGAAUCCCAACGCCUACGGGCUACGCCAGCAUGCGCGGAAUGUUACCGUCCCCCAGCGAAUCGCCGAAACGUUCGCCAAGAAACUGGGAAAUUUCCUCAAGAGCUCGGGAACGCUCGCCAAGGCCAAGGCGAUCCGAUGCGGCUAAAGAUCAAUGACAACAAUGAGCCCAGCAUAAUCUGGGAACGGCGCGGAUGCGGAACGGAACAAGCCUUGAAAUUAGAGGAGGAGGUGGACGAUCGGCGCAAGCUGGAGGCGAAUUCUUGAAGGGUACGCGCAACCUAACCUAACUGCCUUAAUAAGCAGCGAUUGUCGGGCCGGGAGUUCAAGGUUCGUCUGUAGCGCCGAAGCAAGAGGUGACGGACUCACAACAACAGCUGUUCCACGGUGACAAUAACAAGAAGGAGGUGCUUAACGAUUACCAGAACGAGUUCGCAGAAUGGGAGGCAGGUGUACACAUAAAAAAAAAUGUAAAUUUACCCUACACUGAAACUACGUUUUAGAUGUAAACAUGCUCAAUGUAAUUUUGAAAUUCAUUGUAAAAAGUUAAAUUUGAUUAAAACAACCUUCUUGUAAAAUGAGAUUAAAUGUAAUCGAUAAAUCUUAUGUAAAUUGAGUUUUUGGUUCUCGAAAAUCGUAAAUUUGAAAAUAUGAAAAGCAUGUAAACAUAUUUCAGAUGUAAAACUUACGAAUUGUAAACUCAAUUAGCAUUUAAUUUCAAAUUACAAGUUUGUGUUGCAACUGACAGUUCAAGUGGAAGAUAAAAACAAACCAGUUUAAUGUAAGAUGUUCUGUGCGAGGUGAAACGCAAAUUUUAUAAUAAAUGGUGGAUUUCGUGUGAAAAACAAUCACAGCCGCUCAGGUAUGUUGCAUAAAUGAUUCAUGAUGUAAACAAACAAUAAUUCGAGUGAUUUUUUUCUUUAGGAUAAUCGAUAUUGCAAGUAAGGAGUGCAUCCCAUUCAAUAACAUUAGAUGUGGUUAGAAUGCAAUUGUUUACAUUUUCGUCACAUCUCGAACAGGUGCAUUCGACUGUAUGAUCUGCACCUUAAUCAUCGCUCUGGUAACAAGAAGAAAACGGAGAAAUCCAGUUGAUUCUUCUGGUCCAAACCGGAGAGGGAAGCAAGAUCCGGAUCCAUUCUUCUGGUCCAAACCGGAGAGGGAAGCAAGAUCCGGAUGGAACGCCGUCUGUAGACAGUUUUCAAGUAAAAACUUACCGGUGUCUUGCGAACCUUCGUGGUGAACGGACACUAGAGCUGCGGUAUUUUUUACUACCUAAGCUCAGAGUUAUUUCAAACAAAAUUCACAGUCUUUUUAAAGACUACCUGAGUUACUUUCCAAAAUUCUAAACAGUCUUUCCAAGACUAACUCCACCUAAAAUUUUGUUGUAUUUUACAAACGAAGCCAUCUUUUUAAAAGAGAACUUUGCUUGCAAAAUGCGUCAAAACAAAGGUAAACGCAAAUCUUCUGAAGAUUUGGUCGUUACGUCGGUGAAGCGUUUGAACGCUAAACCGGCUAAUGGAAACAGAAAAAGAAAACAGCCUCUUCUGAGGUCUGAUUCUGAUUCUGAAAGUGAGGUCAAUCCUCCAAUUCCAUUGACAAACAGUUUCGGUGUUUUAUCCGAAACUGUUGACAAGGAUCCUUCUCCUCGUACUGAGCCUUCUGCCGUCGAGAAACGAGUAAAGGCUCCGCCAAUUGUAGUGACUUCCGUCUCUGAUUUGGCCAGCUUUCGAACGCAACUGAAGAAUUAGCAUAGCAUUGGUGUCUACCCGUAGCUGCUACUUCGUUAUUGACCAGGACCCCCAAAAAUUGCUCCGUGGACCACAGAUGAAAAGUAGGAACCAAUCAUCACCCCUUCGCAAUUUUCAAAGGUCCCUAUCAUGCUGAUCAAUACCGACGCCGGCCACGACCAGUGGUAAGACACGGGGAAGUGGAUGGGAAUGUUAGUCCGAUACUUGAGUGAUGGGACCGCCAAAUCGACUGCGUCUCCGACAAAGUAUCACAUGAGUUUUGAGGGGUUAGUAAGGUGGGUAUGAGGUCAGGAUUCACUGUGGUAGGUGAUGCGACCAUAAGCAAUUUGUUUAUCUGUUGAAAUUUUAAAAAUCUUAGGCAGCCGGCUGCGGAAAGAUACACAAUCAUUGAUUUAGAAAUAGUUUUAAUUCGAACGCGGGGUAAAAUUAUCAUUCAUUCCCUCGUCGGCGUGCCUUCCGAGCAACGACGCUGUAAGAAGGGCUCCUCCUUUUACUAUUUAAGCAAUAGAUUAAAUUGUAUUUUCUGUGGUUUCCAAAUGAAUUAAAUCAAAACUUUAUAGUGAGGUUUGCAAUGAUUUCAUCGUGUUGCAGGAUUUUAUGACGAAAUGAUCCGAAAAUAGUAAUCUACGAGACCGACAGAAUUGCGAAAAAUAGUAACUGAAAGUUUUCGUUUCGAGCAGUUAUUAAUAAAGUGACACUAUCACGAAUGGUAAAUUUUUACGAAUGGUGCAUUUUUAAGCCGAAGUCGUUAUAGGUAGUUAUAUCUUUUACGUUAUAUUUAUAAUUAUCGGAAAAAUAAGAUCAGAGUAAGAGGAGAACGAAUCCGUAAAAACGACGCAUGAACUCGAGUUAGACAUUCUCGUUUAACGACCGGUAUAUUAUUUUUUACGCGACAUGAAAGAAGGAAAGAAGAAAAAGAAGAGGGAAAGUGGGGAAAAAAUAUGUAAAAUAUAAGAUACAUACAAGGAUAAAUUAAAGUAAAUAGAUAGAUUGAAAUUAAUAAGUUGAAAUAAAUUGAUACAUUAAAAUAAAUUGGUCAAUGAAAAAAAUUAUAAUAAAAUUAAAUCCAUUCAUGCUUCCAUCCAUACAUGAGCCAAAUGAUAGAGUUCACCAAUUGUGGAAACUCACAAAUGACCCCUCAUAACGUUAUCUAAUCAGACAGAAAAACACCAAAGUUGUAUUGUUAAUCCGAUUCCGGCCAACCGUGAACCUUCCUGAAAUAAUUGGAACCGUCAAAAAUCCACCAAAGCAUCUACCAGAUUGAUCACACAAAAAAACUGUGGUAGAAAAAUAUCCACCGCGAUCUACCGCGAUCAAUUUUUGACAGCCAACGAAUUACUUCAAGAAAACCCACCGCGGCCAACCAAAAUCAAAUCAACAAUACAACUCAAAUCAAAACGGGCUCACCAAAGUUGCUGCCAACCUUCCCUUCCCACGCCUUGUCUUUAACAUCAAUCCCUUCCCUACUAACCCCGAGUAGGCCGCGGGUAAUCGGCUCCCCUCCCACUAACAUUUACACACAAGAUCCUCUGUAAUUAUUAAGUUUUUUGUAAUUACAAAAGCCCUUUCGAACGCAACUGAAGAAUUGCAAGGAAACUUGCAAUUUGAAGGUUUCGUUCCAGCUUGGUCGAAGAGGAGAAUGUCGCUUGUUGAUGGAAUCUUUACAAGAUCACCAAACUUUUGUUGGUUAUUUGAAAAACCACAAACACAAUUUCUACACGUAUGAGACCAAGAAUGCUCGUCCAUUCAAGGCGGUCCUGAAAGGUCUCUCCAACGACUUGUCGGUGGACGAGAUCAAAAACGAACUUAAGGUGUUGCUUGGCUUUGCCCCAUCCCAAGUAAUACCAAUGAAGAAAAAAUCAAACGGGAAUAUUUCUCGCUUUGGUUUGACUUCACAAUUUUAUCUGAUUCAUUUCAACAGAAAUGAAAUCAACAAUUUGAAACUUUUGGACAAAGUUCAGUUUUUGUUCCAUGUACGGGUAAAGUGGGAGCAUCUUAAGAAACAUGGCGGUAAUGGGCAGAAUCUGACCCAGUGCCGGCGUUGCCAGGCAUUCGGUCACGGUACUGAUCAUUGCGCCAUGGUUCCAAAAUGCAUGGUUUGCGGGGAUUCUUCUCACGACAAGGACAAUUGUCCCGUGAAAGAAAUCACCCAAUUUAAAUGUGCAAAUUGUGGUGGAAAUCACAAAUCAAAUUUCUGGAUUCUCCUGUCAAACUCGGUACGAGUCGGUCGUGUUGACGAGUUGUCUCUUACGCGAGUUUUUUAGCGCGAUAUUUCGGCGUUUUCGACGGCGAUUUUCCGUUCCGGCGGUUGCAGGUGGUGCGAGGCACCACGUUUUGGACGCAGCGGACACGGCGACGGCGCAGAAGCGGCGGUUCCCCAAGGCAGCUUCCCGAGUUCCCGCUACCGUGAGGCGGCAGCAGGAGGAGGCGGCGGCAGACGCAGACGAGCGGUGGUCGCAGGAGGCGGCCCCCGAGAGUCGAGUGCGGUCGGCGGACCAGUUUUCGGCCAGGCCAGGUCGGAGACAACCCCGGUGUUUGUGUGUGGCUGGCAGCAGGCAGCACAACAACAACAACAAGCGCGCGAAAACGAGCUUCCCGCGCAUCCCGCUGCGGGCGGCAGCCAGUGCGGCCAGUUCGGCGGUGAGUGUGAAAGGCGAGUUUUUUGUUUGCUUUUAGUUUUUUUUUUCUCAUAGUUUUUUUUUGUUAGUCAUAUUUUUUUUUCUCUUCCUUGGGUUUUUUUUUCUUUUUCGCGUAAAUCUUGAUUAGCUUUUGUAUUAGUUUUUCUUUCGUUUUUCAUUCCAACCAUGGAUCCGGAUGAGGACCAGGUGGAAAAAAUGUCCGAGUCCGAAGACUGGGACACGGACAACGAGGGUGAAGUUGAUCCUCUCCCAGGAGUGCCUUCUAACCAAACCGCGUUGGAACUCUACGGAAAGGACACCAAGGUCGUUGUGAAGGGCACUGGCGGGCGCAAAGCGAAGAAACGCAAGUCUCGACUGUCUCCGAAACCAUACCCAAAACCUGAUCCCACUUCCCCUCCAACACAAAAACCGGAUCCAGCUCUUCCACUGAAUCCAAGUCCUCUGGUCCCAACAAAUCCAACUCCUAUUCCAACGAACCCAACCCCUCCGAUCCCGCCAAAUACGAAUCCAAUUCCACCGGCACCAACCCCUCCGAUUCCGCCAAAUCCGAAUCCUAUUCCACCGGCACCAACCCCUCCGAUCCCUCCAAUUCCAAAUCCACCAGGUGACAAGGAAAGACCAGUUCAAGCUCGCGCUCGCCAGUACGUGGGGGGCUCGCAGACGGAGUGGGUGGUCUUCUUCCGGCCCAAACAAAAACCCCUUAACUUCGUUCGGAUCACAAAAGAUCUGCAUAACCAUUAUCCUGGGCUGGUACAAUGUACUAAGCUGAACAAGAGCAAGCUCAGCGUGAUCGUGAACUCCGCGGAGGAAGCUAACCAGAUCGUGAAAGACAUUCGGUUCUGUGUCGAGUACCGUGUUUGGAUUCCGGCCCACAAAGUCGAAAUCGACGGCGUGGUGACCGAUGACAGUCUGUCGCUUGUCGACCUCUCAAGGGCGGUGGGACGCUUCAAGAACCCUAAACUUCCAGCUGUGGAGGUACUCGAGUGCCGGCAACUGGGCAACGUCACCACCGAGGGUGGCCAGAAGAAGUUCAUUCCUUCUGCCUCGUUUCGGGUGACUUUUGCAGGGUCAGCUCUGCCGGACUACAUUGAGCUGUACAAGCUUCGGCUUCCAGUUCGAUUGUACGUUCCGCGAGUGAUGAGCUGCGAAAACUGCCAGCAGUUGGGACACACCAAGACCUACUGCAGCAACAAGAGCAAGUGCUCAAAGUGCGCAGGCCCCCACAAGGACGUGGAAUGCCAAAAGCAGGCUGAAAAAUGCCUGCUUUGUGGCGGGGAACCGCACAAAACUCGGCAGUGCCCAAAGUACAAGGAGCGCGAGGACAAGAUGAAGCGAUCCUUGAAGGAACGCUCCAAGAAGUCCUUCGCGGAAAUCCUUAGUCAGGCGAACCAAUCCAAUCGUUUCGCCCCCUUGGCAGAUGAUUCGGGGGACGAGGAAAACGAGGAGGAAGUCCUCUUCCGGAGAGACGAGGAAAGUGACUCUUCCGGACCAAAUCCGAAGCGCAACAAGGUUUCCAAGUCCACAAAAGCCGCUGGCGGCAAGGGUAAGGAAAGUGACUCGUUGAACUUCGAGGAGGAUUUUCCUUUCGGUCCGUCGGGUAAGCCCGCUCCGAAGCCGACACCGAAGCCGGCACCGAUUCCUCUCAAGCCGCUGAAGCCCGUUCCCAAGCUGCCAAAGAUCCCUCUAAAACCGGUUCCUCAACUGAAUCCGAUCACCGAUGCCUUCAAAGGAGUCCUUCCUUUUUCCACAAUCGUGGAAUGGCUGUGCUCUUUCGUGAGUGAACCGACGCGUUUAAUCAUAAAGCGGUUUGAGCCUCUCGCUAGACACAUCGGGAAACAGCUUGCUACCACGAUGCCCCUCUUGUCGUUCAUUUCCUUUGAUGGGUAAUACAC
Molecule: messenger RNA, 8879 nt
Organism: Culex pipiens pallens (northern house mosquito)
Lineage: Eukaryota; Metazoa; Arthropoda; Insecta; Diptera; Culicidae
Exons: 2
Coding region: 7153-8874 (573 amino acids)
Molecular function (GO): zinc ion binding; nucleic acid binding
Source: RefSeq, a predicted model, not a curated record